Helianthus annuus (common sunflower) is the source of this 1129-nucleotide messenger RNA. RefSeq names its product ER lumen protein-retaining receptor. Gene Ontology annotation, cellular component: endoplasmic reticulum; cis-Golgi network; membrane. The transcript is spliced from 6 exons. Gene Ontology annotation, molecular function: ER lumen protein retrieval receptor activity. The coding region runs from base 273 to 920 and encodes 215 amino acids. NCBI's taxonomy places the organism in Eukaryota, Viridiplantae, Streptophyta, Magnoliopsida, Asterales, Asteraceae. The record is from RefSeq and is a predicted model, not a curated record. Gene Ontology annotation, biological process: endoplasmic reticulum to Golgi vesicle-mediated transport; protein retention in ER lumen.
AGUUUAGUGGCAUUAUCGUAAAAUCACAUCCAUAAAAAAGUUGACCUACAAGAUCAAAAUCAAGGAAAGUCGCUACUCAACCGACUCUUUUCUUACCAAAACAAAACCCGACCCGGUUGUCGUCUCCUCCCCAAUCUCCACGCACAACACACAGCACCAAACGACCUAAUCUUGGUCGUUUUGGAGAGAUCCGUUUGAAAUUGUGUGUUUUCGAAGCUGAUCUCAUCCAGUUUUUGACCAAUUGAUCUGAUUUCAUCAGUCGCGGUGAGAAGAUGAAUAUAUUCAGAUUAGCAGGUGACAUGACGCAUUUGGCGAGUGUUCUAGUCUUGCUCCUCAAAAUUCACACCAUCAAAUCAUGCGCUGGAGUAUCAUUGAAAACGCAGGAGCUCUAUGCACUGGUGUUUGCUACUCGCUACUUAGAUAUAUUUACUGGUUUUGUCUCAGUAUACAACACUACCAUGAAAUUGAUCUUCUUAGGCAGCUCUUUCUCUAUUGUGUGGUACAUAAGACGUCACAGGAUUGUUCGUAGAUCCUACGAUAAAGAUCAAGACACCUUUCGCCAUUAUUUCCUGAUGCUGCCUUGUUUGCUUUUGGCCUUGUUUAUUCACGAGAAGUUUACGUUCAAAGAGAUAAUGUGGACGUUUUCGAUAUAUCUGGAAGCAGUCGCGAUACUUCCACAGCUGGUCUUGCUGCAAAGAACGAGAAAUAUUGAUAACUUGACUGGCCAAUACGUUUUUCUUCUUGGAGCAUACCGAGCUUUAUACAUUUUGAACUGGAUCUACCGUUACAUGACUGAGCCACACUAUGUGCAUUGGAUCACUUGGAUAGCAGGGACAGUUCAAACAUUGCUAUAUGCUGAUUUCUUCUAUUACUACUUUGAAAGCUGGAAGAACAAUGCAAGGCUCCAAUUACCUGCGUAAACUUGUGUUAUUUUGUCUAUGAUAAUGCCGGGUGAGAGAAUUGUAAGAAUGAGACAUGAUUCUAAUAGGGUUGUAUGAAGAUUUCGGUUCUUUUAGUAUUGUUUUAAAUGCCCAUUUGGCUCUUAUAUACUCAAAAACGGGAUUGUAAAACCAAAACACGACUCUAUGGAUGAUGAUUAUACAAUUUAUAGUUUUUGUCGGACCGAGAA